CUACCACUAGGUGGGUGGGACUCUUGGGAGGAGGUGAUUGAUUGCGAUCAUUUCAAAACUCGGUGAAAAGAGAAAAAAAUGGUAGCUUCACCUUCCAAAACGAAGGUAAUUAGAAUCAGAAGAAGCCACUAUAGGAAAAAUCAAUGGCUUCACAAACAACUUCCCUCCACCUCCACUUGUUAUCUUCCACUUUUGCCACCAGGGUAUCACUUAUUUCUUCUCAAAAGUCCCUCACACGCCCAAUUUUCCCUCCCAAAAACUCACCACUUUCCGAGCCCAUAGCCCUCAAGCUUCAAAGAUUUCAGAGAGUAAGAACAAAGGCAACCUUGAAUGAACAAGGUGCUAGUACCCCUCUUCAAGCACAACCCAUCAGAGAAGUUGAGGAGAGUGUAAAAGUGCUCAAGGAAGCUGCAAAAACGAGACGAGUGUCAAAAGAGGAGAUCCUAUCUGCUCUUUCUGUCAUUGAGAAGGCAAAAAUCGAUCCCACCAAUUUUCUUGCUACCCUUGGCGGUUCGGAAUCUCCUGGCAGAACCUGGAUGCUCAUUUUUACUGCUGAGAAACAAUUGAAAGGCGGACGAUAUUUCCCUCUCACAGCUGUUCAAAGGUUUGAUGCUGCUGGAAAACGAAUUGAGAAUGGAGUAUACCUUGGGCCAAUUGGAGCCUUGACUUUUGAAGGAAGACUUUCGUGGAAAAAUAGAAUUCUUGCUUUCAUCUUUGAGUGCAUUCGAAUAAAAGUUGGACCUUUGAAACCUUUGCAGAUUAGUCUUGGCCAGAAGGAUGACAGAGAGCCAAGUAACAAAGAUCCUUUCUUUAUUUGGUUUUACAUUGACGAAGAAAUAGCAGUUGCUAGGGGAAGAAGUGGAGGGACUGCAUUCUGGUGCCGGUGUAGCCGUGUCCCGACUUGAUUUGUUGUUAGUUAGCUAGCUCCAUACUUGGUUGUCCUGUAAGUAUAUCCAUUCGCUUAAAGAAGUUAUAGGCAUUAGGACUAGAACAAGUAAAUGUCAUAUGCAUCUUCUCCAUCUUUAAUUUUAUGUUUUUGAUUCUCGUGUCUCUAUGAUAUAGAUAAACCUUAUUUGUGGAAUAGCAGCUUAAGUCUUUUUGAAAA
Messenger RNA from Humulus lupulus (European hop), 1105 nucleotides. RefSeq lists its product as uncharacterized. NCBI's taxonomy places the organism in Eukaryota, Viridiplantae, Streptophyta, Magnoliopsida, Rosales, Cannabaceae. The transcript has 4 exons. Bases 144 to 905 code for a protein of 253 amino acids. The record is from RefSeq and is a predicted model, not a curated record.